AAGGUCCACCAGCGUUUAUCACUUCUGUGGAAAUGUGGUGUUGACUGUGACAGGGGCGGGAUUCAGGACAGAGGUGAAACAAAAGCGAGGACAGAGAGUCGGAGGAUCGAAUAAGUAAAACCAGACCUGAUGAGCCGCGUUCACCUGGACGGGGAAACGUUUUGAAGACCACAGAGCCCCUUCUUCUCACAAACUUUGAGGAUGUAAUUGAGACACCCGUCGGCUCCCACCUGAACAGGACUGGACUUUUGUUUUUAACCGUUUUGGAUUCAGAGACGAUGAAGUAAAACACCCACCAAAAACCUCCUUCCUCCUGAGCUGAGCUGGAUCUGUGGGACUGGGUCAUGUACGUCCUGUGCACUUUGGCGGUCUUGACCCUCCACAGCCUCGUGAAGAGCUGGACCAACAAGGCGGUGGAUUCCGAUCAGAGCUCGGAGGCUGGGGGGCAGGGACGUCGUCCAGAGGGUGGAGGAUGGGGGGCUUCCAGGUCUAAGGGGGUUGGAGGAGGUCGGAUGAAGAGUGUGGACUGUGGAGGACAGAGGGGCUGCAGAGCUGAAGGGAAGCGGAGGCGAGGAGGGGGCGUGCGCAACAUCCCAGACGGCAGGAAACGAGUUCAGCAAGGAGCGAGAUGCAGCAAUGAUGGGGACCUGGAGGCCGCAGGGAGGGAGCCGGUCCAGCGGUCCAGCGCUCUGCUCAGCCCGGCGGUCAUGUUCAGCACAAGAAAGACCUGGGACCUCGGCCACGCCCCCUGCCUGCAAGAUCUUUGGAAAAAAGACAUCUCAUUGGACGCGAGCUCAGUGGACUUCCUGAUGAGUGAUGGUGAAGACGACGGCUCCUUCCUGUCUCUGCCAACCGCCGCCUUCUCACAGCGCCCCUCUCUGACCACAGAGCUGAACGAAACAAACGCACCCAGCCAGCAGCUGCUCAUACAGACUCUACAGGACAAAGUGAGCGAGUUUCAGGCUCGUCUUCGCUCUGAAGAAGUCACCCGUCAUCUGCUGCUCCAGCAGCUGCAGCAGCAGAGCGUCUACGAGAAGACGGGCGUCAGUGUCGGAGGAGUUCAGACGUCUGCAGUGCCCAACGGUGAGAAACCCAGCUGUUUCCAUCCAGCUGCUGAGCAGCUGCCGUCAUUCAGGUCUGAAGUGGUGGAGCUGGAGAAGAAGCUGUUGGAUCAGACUCAGGAGGUGGAGAGACUCCGCUCUGAACUGGGGGCGACAGACCUGGAGAAGCAGCUGGAGCUGCUGGUGGUGGAGAACCAGCGUCUGAAGCAGGAGCUGAAGUCAUGCAAGAGCUCCGAGCUGCUGAACCUCGACGCUGCUGCAGAGACCUGCAGCUGCAGCCACUGCCCUCACAGUCAGGAUGCAGAGUCUCUGCGGAGGGAGGUGUCUCGGUGGGAGGGCCAGGCCCGGCACAGGGAGCGGCGGCUGGCUGAGCUCGAGCGAGAGCUGCUGGAGAAAACCUCCAGAGUGGAGAGUCUCCGCCGGCAGCUGGACGAGUCGACCCGGCAGCUGGAGGACAGCAGGAGGCAGCUGGAGGAGUCGAGGAGGAGGCAGGGCGAGGCCGAGCAUAAACUCACCCUCCGGCUGCAGGAGUGCGAGGACCAGCUGGCCAGGCAGGCAGCGUCGCCCCCUAGAGUCAAGUAUGUCACUCAGACGGUGGAGGUGGAGUCGGCCGACUCUCAGAAAGCUCUGGCUGAGCUGCAGGUGAAGAACGCCGGCCUGCAGGAGCAGCUGUCUGUGCAGAGGCAGCUGCUGAGAGAGCUGGAGACACAGCUGCACGAGUCCCAGAGGAGCUGCGCUCAGCUCAGGACGCAGAUCCUGGUCUAUGAGGGAGAGAUGGAGCGAGCUCAGGGUCAGCUGGAGGCCGAGAUGCAGAACCUGGAGGAGGAGAAGAACCGCGUGAUCGAGGAGGCGUUCAUCAGAGCCGAGAGCGAGAUGAAGGCGGUCCACGAGAACCUGGCAGGAGUGCGGAUGAACCUGCUGAGCCUGCAGCCGGCCCUCAGGACUCUCACCUCCGACUACAACUGUCUGAAGAGGCAGGUGCAGGACUUCCCCUUCAUGCUGGACAAAGCGAUCACAGAGGCCAAGCGAGAGAUCUGUCAGGUGAUCAGUGAGGUGAGCAGCACUAACCAGGAGCUUCUGCGGAAAUACAAGCGAGAGAUGAACCUGAGGAAGAAGUGUCACAACGAGCUGGUGCGACUCAAAGGUAACAUCCGUGUUUUCUGCCGUGUCCGGCCGGUCAGUCAGGAGGAGCAGGACUCCGCCGACUCCAAAACAAUGCUGAGCUUUGACUCUGAAGACGACGCCAUCCUCUACCUCUCCAACAAGGGCAAAACCAUGACAUUCGAGCUGGACAAAGUGUUCUCUCCUCAGGCCACUCAGGAAGAGGUGUUUCAGGAGGUCCAGUCUCUAGUCACUUCCUGUAUCGACGGCUUCAACGUCUGCAUCUUCGCCUACGGACAGACCGGUUCGGGGAAAACGUACACCAUGGAGGGCGUGUUGGACGACCCCGGCAUCAACCAGCGAGCGCUCCGCCUCCUCUUCUCUGAGGUGACGGAGAAAGCUCCAGACUGGGACUACAAGAUCACCGUCAGCAUGGUGGAGAUCUACAACGAGACGCUGCGGAACCUGCUGGGAGAGAAUCCCACCGACAAGCUGGACAUUAAGAUGAACCCUGACGGCAGCGGACAGCUCUACGUCCCCGGACUGACCGAGUUCGUUGUGCAGAGCCCGGAGGACAUCAAUAAGGUGUUUGAGUUGGGUCAUAUGAACAGAGCAACAGCGUGCACCAACCUAAACGAGCACAGCUCUCGCUCUCACGCUCUGCUCAUCAUCACCGUGUCUGGAUUCAAUGCUUCGACUGGAAACCGCACACAAGGUAAGUUGAACCUGGUGGACCUGGCAGGCUCAGAGAGGAUCGCUAAAUCAGGGGCGGAGGGCAGUCGCCUCAGAGAAGCCCAGUGCAUCAACAAAUCUCUGUCGGCUCUUGGUGAUGUCAUCAACGCGCUGCGGGGCAAACACUCCCAUGUCCCGUUUAGAAACUCCCGCCUCACCUACCUGCUGCAAGACUCUCUGAACGGAGACAGCAAGACCCUCAUGAUGGUGCAGGUGUCUCCCCUUCCUAACAACAUGAGCGAGUCGGUCUGCUCGCUCAAGUUUGCUCAGCGUGUUCGAAGCGUCGAGUUGAGUCUCUCCUCCUCGUUCUCUAGAAGACACGAGAACUCGUCCACCUCGUCCUCGCCAACACACGAUAGCGUUGAGCUGGACUCCCCCCCGGUGACCCCCGUCCCCCUCCCUAUCUCUCGCGCAAGCAGCGCGGGCUCCACCCUCUCCUCCGCCUCCAGAACUCCCAGUAUAUCCCGGAGGAGGUCCCAGUCCCAGCUCUCCACAGACAGACAGGUAGACAGAGCCAGCCCAUUGGUUGGGGACGGUGGGCAGGACGACUGAAGCUGACAGCCUGAGAGAGACGGAGACGCCCACAGGGUGCCUGCCAACACCCUGAGGCGUCUUCCUGCUGGGACAUCAACGACUGCAAUCUGCCCUCACUGGAUUCAUCCCGCUCCUCGACCUCCGACAGGAGCAGGAUGAAGAAGAAGAAGCAAAGACUCAUGGGAACUUAACAGGCGAAUAUCAGACUCUUAUCUCUGCGGAGUGGCCAAACAUUCUGAUUUCUGAAGCUUUUUUUUCUGAGGCCGAUGACGGACUUUUAAAAGACUCGACCGCUGAAGCCCAAACGUUCACAAGCUCCUCCCACCUGGACAGAAAUCCUCCUCGCAGAGUCUCUCUAACAGUAUACACUUUCCAAUCACAGUAUUUCUUUUUAUUGUUUCUUUGUAAAGUUGCACUUUAACCUUCUAGAUUAUUUUCUAACCCACAGCUCCAGAUGUGGUCGAUUCUAAUAUAUGCAUAAAAUGGUUCUAUAUUUAUGUUUGACAUGCUUUAACUUUGUAGCACGUUUUAUUUAGAGUUUACUCCUUUUUUUUUUUCUUUUGUCGAGGAUGCACACCACCUGAACAUUUCUUCUGACGUUUAAUUGGAUGAUUUCUCGCUGAAAUCUCGGUAGCUUCAGAUUAAAUUAAUUCUAUCCCCCCAUGUUGUGUCAUUUUCCAACCGAGGCUGUCUGUGUCCUCGCGGUCCCCCUUGAACCAAUCAGGGUACGCCACUUGAUACCAAGCUGUCCAAUGAGACGCGAGCAAUACGAGGAAACCUCCCGUGUACAUGAUUGUUGUUUUCCUCUCCUCUUCCUGUGGAUUGUUUGUUUUUUCCGAUGCUGAUAGAGCGUCGUCUUUUCUUCAGAGACGCUCGUAUCUUCUCCUCGGUGUUUCUCCUGCUGUCGUCCAGUCACCUCUGUGAAGAAAAAAUAAACUGCUUUAAAAAUACACCACAGGUGACCUCUGACCUCUGACAGAAGCGAAGACCUGUAGCUGAUGACCUGGUGCUGAGUGUGACGUGAAGCAGGUGGAGCUGAUAGUUAGCUGUAGUCGUAGUAACAGGAAUGCUUAAAAGGCGAUGAGCUGCUGUGUGUUGUUGACCUGAUGAUCAAAUCGUCUGCUUGCUUCGUGUCGCUGUAGAUUUCUACAGUUAGUUUUUUUUGUAUUCCCUUUUUAAUAAACAAUCUGAAAGAUAAAAACGUG
Molecule: messenger RNA, 4633 nt
Organism: Labrus bergylta (ballan wrasse)
Lineage: Eukaryota; Metazoa; Chordata; Actinopteri; Labriformes; Labridae
Source: RefSeq, a predicted model, not a curated record